Durio zibethinus is the source of this 772-nucleotide messenger RNA. NCBI's taxonomy places the organism in Eukaryota, Viridiplantae, Streptophyta, Magnoliopsida, Malvales, Malvaceae. The record is from RefSeq and is a predicted model, not a curated record.
CUAAAUCCUUCAGAGCAACACAAGCUCUCUAAUUACAAAUGUUCUCAAAGUGAAAAGUUUUUCUUGAUAUAUGUAUCUUGUUUUAUUUGGGGCAGAUACUUUCAGAGAUAUAAUUCUAUGGAGAAGAAUGAAGGUGAGCGCAACUGUUCUUCUCAUUUCAAUAGCAACAUGGGUAUUGCUAGAAGUUUAUCAGUUCAACUUCGUCACUGUUGCUUCAUGGUUUGCUAUCUUCAUUGUUGCUUCACUCUUCCUUUGGGGAAAUGUACUGAGGCUUCUUAGAAAGUAAGUUCUGAAUUAUCCCUUCUUUUAAUAUUGAAAAAGAAAAGAAAAAACAUUAUUUAUUUUUUUAUUAUUAUUUUUUUUUUGGCCUUGUGGCGUUAGAGAGCCACCAAACUUGUCGGAUUUGGAAAUCUAGGAACACACUGCCUUCGAGAUUACAAACACAUGUGAAAAAGUUAUUGAAUAAGUGUUGAGAUGGAUGUUUCAUGUGACUGUUGAGGAGGACUGGUUUGCAUUUGCAAGAACAGUUGCUGGGCUGUUGUUACUUUCCAAUGUUGGAAGCUUCUUUGAUUUGCUAACACUUCUUUACAUAGGUACUAAGAUGGUGAUGACUGUACCUGUGAUAUAUGUGAAGUAUGGGGACCAAAUAAAGAGGUGUGGAGAGAGGGUGAAAGCUCAAUUUAGAAGGAUUUAUGAGAUGUUUGAAGAGAAAAUGAUGAGGAAGAUGAAGAAAAAAAUUUUCAAACAAGAAAAAGAGAAGAAAGUUGAGUAG